Molecule: messenger RNA, 1659 nt
Organism: Giardia duodenalis
Lineage: Eukaryota; Fornicata; Diplomonadida; Hexamitidae
Product: Ankyrin repeat protein 1
Exons: 1
Coding region: 1-1659 (552 amino acids)
Molecular function (GO): protein binding
Source: RefSeq, a predicted model, not a curated record
AUGGGGAAUCGGGAGUGGUUUGGCGCCAUAGCCAAUGGAAGCUAUGGGGAAAUAGAGCAGUUAACUCCGCACAUGGCCGGAACACGGAACCAUCUCGGAGAAACAGCCUUGAUGAUAGCGGUCCGUCUUGGAGACGAUCAUGCUGUUAAGAUUUUGGAGCCAUUUGAAAGCACCCUGAUAAAUGCCCAGAAUGAAACAGCGCUAAUGAUUGCCGUGCGCUAUUAUAACAUUGCGGCGGCGCGGCUUCUAGUCAGUGCCGAGUACUGUAUUAGCAAGCCGGAUGGAACCACUGCUUUGCACCUGGCAACUCAAUUGGGACACAUAAAGUUCGUUGAACUCUUGGAGCCGUAUCUGCGACACACCGCAGACAAGAGUGGAGCUCUGGCCCUUCCAGAGACACGCCCGUUGCACCCUUCUUUUCGGGAUCUCGGGGGCUUUGAUCUACUCAGGCUAAAGGAUGAUGAUCUGAUUGUGUCAUCCACUAUCUUCAAGCAGCGAGGCUCAAACAUACACAUCACAGAUUCCUUCAACCGCCACUUAAACUCACUAACACCGUCAAAGCAGUCCCAUCCAAUCAGCAAAAAGAGUGCUUCAUUGCCUAUAGAGUCCGAAACAGCGUCAACUGAGCAGUCCUUGCAUCAGCCAACCCCAGUGACUAAGCAAUUAACAAAGUCUAUACCACGUCCUUCGCCGCACGUUCACAUAGAAAUGGCAGUAAUAGAGGAUACAAUGACUACUGCUUGUGACAUCAGUACGGUCCAGUCAGAGUCAUUGAAAGAACCUGAUCUAGACCUCGUGGCGUGCACUGGUGUUGACGACGAUGUAACGCUAUUAAAUAAGACAUCAUCUGCAAAGAAAACAUACAUUCAUGCACAGCUGCAGGCAUCACAGGUGCUCAGUGCAUUGGAGACACCCUAUAUGGUUCCUUCUUUUGUUGUGCUGCCCACCCAAUUCUACCACGGCUCUUCAUUGAGUACCCAAGCAGCACAGGGAAUAUUUCCACUAUUGAUUAUUAAUCUCUUUGCUAAGGAGAGUACAGUCAACACCUUUGAAAGCAUCGAAGAGGUGCAAGCCCGGACGCUUCUAGCACUGGAGUGCCUUGUUUGUGCGUUAGACACUGCGUAUGUUACGGAUCUUCCAAGCAUUUUUAUUUGCGCUACUCCCAACUUGGUCAGCGUUGUAGUUCCUUGUAGAGGCGCCCCGCAGCUUGAAAAAAGUAUAUCACAUCUUUCUACAAAGGGAGUCUUCGCGACUGCUUUAUUGCCUCCAUUGAAAGAGAGAUAUAUGUGCCUUGCGAAGUCCUUUUCUCCGAAGCAUCUGCCGCAUGCAGGCCAUCUGUGCGAUACUCGAUACAUCUGUGUCCAUAAGAUAACUAGGGAGAAGCUCUGCAGGCUGUGCCGGCCAAGCAUGACUGCAUGUAAAGUUUAUCUGUUGGCUGAUUCAGCAACUAGCAGCGGAACACAUGAUAGUGGCGUGUGUGCAGCAUCUGAGGACGCUCUGUCGGGACAUUUCUCCAGCUUUCUGGUUCAAGUAUCCGGGGCGACUAGGGCUGAAUCGCUACUAGUUUGGCUCGCCUUCAGUGGGUACGAUGCUUCCUUGCUCUCGUUCUACGAAUUCACAGAGAUAGAUCUUUCAAGCGAGAUCUUCAUCGAAACUUGA